Lotus japonicus is the source of this 1514-nucleotide messenger RNA. RefSeq names its product NEDD8-specific protease 1. Lineage: Eukaryota; Viridiplantae; Streptophyta; Magnoliopsida; Fabales; Fabaceae. Gene Ontology annotation, biological process: proteolysis. The transcript is spliced from 2 exons. The record is from RefSeq and is a predicted model, not a curated record. Gene Ontology annotation, molecular function: cysteine-type peptidase activity; deNEDDylase activity. The coding region runs from base 280 to 990 and encodes 236 amino acids.
GCCUACAUGAUGAUUAAUUGCAUGUUAUCCUCGGUCUUAAUUGGAUAAACCCUACAAAUGCACUUCGAUUCUUAAACACUAUUGGGGGCUUCAUUGCUUUGACGGAAAACAGCGUCGUUGGCUUCUUGAUUAUCAGAACUGCAACUUGUCUCUGAAUCUGAAUCUGAAUCUGAAUCCCCACCACGCACUUUCUCCACUUCACUCAAUCAAUCACUGCAGCUUCUCUUUGAAUCUGAAUCCCCACCACUUUCUCGAUUUCACUGCUUGGCUAUAUACAGGAUGGGGAAAUCACAAGCAGAUGAGAUGAUUCUCAGCUACAAUGAUGUGGUGCUUAGACGAUCGGAUUUAGACAUCCUAAGUGGUCCAUAUUAUUUGAAUGAUCGAAUUAUUGAGUUUUACUUCAGCUAUCUCCCUUCAUGUCAUCCCUCUCAGGAUAUCCUGCUGGUUCCACCAUGCAUUGCAUUUUGGAUUUUACAAUGUCCUGUCGCUGAGGCUCUCAAAGAUUUCUUAGAGCCUCUUCAUUUGUCUGAUAAGGCACUGGUUUUAUUUCCAAUCAAUGACAAUGAUGACGUUAACACGGCUGAAGGUGGAUCCCAUUGGAGCUUACUUGCAUAUUACCGUGACACUAAUCUUUUUGUUCACCAUGACAGCUUCAGAGGCUUAAAUGCAGCACCUUCUAAGAAGCUCUACAAAACUGUUGUUGGAUACAUGGGAUUAUCUCAAUCAGGAUCCAGGGCUAGCUUUCUGGAAUGCACUGAUUCACCCAAGCAAGCUAAUGGUUAUGACUGUGGCUUAUAUGUCACAGCCAUAGCAAGGGUGAUAUGUGACUGGCAUGUAAAUAAUAAAGAUAAAAAUACUGAUAAAAGUGAUUUGUGGUUCUCUGCUGUGAGGGAACAGGUUACUCAAUCUGCCGUUGCAUCCAUGCGAAGUGAGAUCUUGGCAUUGAUCAGAGAUCUAAUGGCAAGACAUUUAGACCAGCAUGCUCCAUAAUAAAAACUUUGUUUCUAAGAUGAAGUCUUGAGUUUAUGUUAGAGGCUUAGAGCUUCCUUUGCUCGACUUGGAAAACUUCCGAUUUAGUGUCAAGUUUAUCGUUUUUUUCUGGGUCCAGGGGAGGGGGACUUGUGGGUGGGGUUGAGUUGUGAAUGUUUGAACCCUGCACCUGAAGCCUGUGUUCUCUAGCUACUGAAGGGGGAUAGUGUCAAGUUUAAAUGAACCUGUCUACCCAGUACCCAGUACCUUUUGAAGCAAAUCUGUUUUGGUAUAUUGAAGGUGGUUCGGAAAAAAAGAUCAAAAUACAUAUUGGCAAGCUAUCUGGUACUCUAUGAAUUGGCACUUACACUUACAUUACUUUCAACGUUGCACUGAUGUGCCUCUUUUUACUAUAAAGUCAAGAACAAUUUUACUUUUUUAUCCGCUGUCUCAGGUAUACUAGUUUGCCUUUUUAAGAUUUUUCUUUGACAAAAUCCAUACUUUAAUAUAGCUUUAUUCUUAAAUGCUUACAUAGUUACAUUGAA